Molecule: messenger RNA, 1167 nt
Organism: Lichtheimia ornata
Lineage: Eukaryota; Fungi; Mucoromycota; Mucoromycetes; Mucorales; Lichtheimiaceae
Product: 60S ribosomal protein L3-B
Exons: 3
Coding region: 1-1167 (388 amino acids)
Biological process (GO): translation; ribosomal large subunit assembly
Cellular component (GO): ribosome; cytosolic large ribosomal subunit
Molecular function (GO): RNA binding; structural constituent of ribosome
Source: RefSeq, a predicted model, not a curated record
AUGUCUCACCGCAAGUACGAAGCUCCCCGUCACGGUCACUUGGGUUUCCUCCCCCGUAAGCGCACCAGACAACACCGUGGUCGUGUCAAGGCCUAUCCUAAGGAUGAUGCCAAGAAGCCUGUUCACUUGACUGCCUUCAUGGGUUACAAGGCUGGUAUGACCCACAUUGUUCGUGAUUUGGAUCGUCCUGGUUCCAAGAUGAACAAGAAGGAGAUCGUUGAAGCUGUCACUAUCAUUGAGGCUCCUCCUAUGGUCAUUGUUGGUGUUGUUGGUUACAUUGAGACUCCCCGUGGUCUUCGUACCCUUACCACCGUUUGGGCUGAGCACUUGUCUGAUGAAGCCAAGCGUCGUUUCUACAAGAACUGGUAUGCCUCCAAGAAGAAGGCUUUCACCAAGUACGCCAAGAAGUAUGCUGAUGGUGCUAAGGACAUCACCCGUGAGCUUGAGCGUAUCAAGAAGUACUGCUCUGUCGUCCGUGUCAUUGCUCACACUCAAAUUGGCAAGGCCCGUCUCGGUCAAAAGAAGGCUCACAUUAUGGAAAUCCAACUCAACGGUGGCUCCAUUGCUGACAAGGUUGACUUUGCUCGUGAGCACUUUGAAAAGGAAUUCACUGUUGGUUCCGUCUUUGAGCAAGAUGAGAUGAUUGAUAUCAUCGGUACCACCAAGGGUCACGGUUACGAAGGUGUCACUCACCGUUGGGGUACCAAGAAGCUUCCCCGUAAGACUCACCGUGGUCUCCGUAAGGUUGCUUGUAUUGGUGCCUGGCAUCCUGCUCGUGUCAUGUACUCUGUUGCUCGCGCUGGUCAACGUGGUUACCAUCGUCGUACUGACCAAAACAAGAAGAUCUACCGCAUCGCUCACGGCGCUGAUGCCAAGUCUGGUUCCACUGAGUACGAUCUUACUGAGAAGCAAAUCACCCCCAUGGGUGGCUUCCCCCACUAUGGUGUUGUCAACGAAGACUUCGUCAUGAUCAAGGGUGGCUGCUCUGGUGCCAAGAAGAGAGUUCUUACUCUUCGCAAGUCUCUCCAAGUCCACACCAAGCGUUCCGCUCUCGAGAAGGUCACUCUCAAGUUCAUCGAUACUUCUUCCAAGUUCGGUCAUGGUCGCUUCCAAACUCCCGCCGAGAAGCACCAAUUCAUGGGUUCGCUCAAGAAGGACAAGAACUAA